CGUGCUCGUCGCCGUCAGAGUGCUAGGAACCGAGUUCAGGAACAGUCGUCGUAGUCGUCACACAGCUGGGUUUUGUUUGUGGUCCCCCGUUUCAGUCCGGAACAGUUUAGUCCUCCAGUUAGUGGUGUGCAUAUUGCAAGUAUCGUGUUGUGUCCAAAGGGAGUUGCCGACCGUCGCGACGUUUCUAGUACGCGAGUGGGUUUUGUUGCAACCGCUCUAAAUAGUGUGGAUUGUGGAAGUCGAGUGUCGACGAGGUCGAGACUUCAAGAAGUGUUGCACAGCGCGCUGUACAGCUGGUGUUUGUGUGUUGCUGGUAAAUCAAGGUGGAAAGUCUUCGUUUUGUGUGGAGAGGGAAAAUCUGUUUCUCUGUGUGUUUUUUUGGGUGGAAAAUUAAGCUUUAUGCCGCGUGGAAAAGUUAUUGAUCCAGAAAAGGUCUUGCCUGGCACCCCGCUGCUGGUCGUCGUCAAGUCUGCUGCAAAAGUGGUCUGAUUCGCUGGUCUUGCGCCGAGUCUACUAGCUAGAAGUGCGAAUAGUGUUAGUGUACACAACUACUACCGACGACGUCGACGCACGUGUAUAUCGGGUACUCUGUGUGGAGAGCACAUUUCGACGAAGCACAUCGAAGAGAAGGUUGUUGUGUAAUUCUUUUCUUGGUGGUCAAUAGUGAAAAGCCGAUUCAGGGAAAUCGCAGCUCACUCACCAGCUUAGAAGAGGAGGAGAACACCGCUCAGUGAGGAGUUACUUUGAGGCGUAAAGCAGCGUAAACAACUACCAAAAGUAACAAUGCCCCAGUCCGACUACGUGUCGCUGACGACGGGGGGUGGCAACCCGCAGUCCGUGUACCAGUCGACGACGGAACCGCACGGCGCCUCCAAGUCGGUCAUGGAGACGGUCAAGCGCGUCAUCGGGACGGCCAUCGGGGCCCAGGACAAGCACGCCCUGAUCGAGCGGGACGCCCAACCUUACAUCAUCAGCAACAGUUUGGGAUCAAGCAUUAUUAAUUUCAGGGACCGCACCGGAAAGGGAGCCCACCCGAACAACGCCAGAAUGCCAUCCGCACCAGCUCACACUGCCGAGGAAGCGCGCCUGUUGGGAGCCAUGCCCGUGGACCCAAUGGACGACAUCGAGCUGCGCUCCGUUCAGCUGCAGUACCCGAACCAGCGGGGAUCGAUCGUUGGCCAGUGUGACCUGCGGCGCGUCCCCACGGACAAGGGCGACAUCCUCGUGGCGGUCCAGGGCGAUACAACGAAACCGGCCAUCGUGACGUACCACGAUCUGGGACUCAACUAUGCAUCGAGCUUUGCCGGAUUCUUCAACUUCCCGUCGAUGCGUUCGCUGUUGGACAACUUUUGCGUGUACCACGUGAACGCCCCCGGCCAGGAGGAAGGCGCCCCCACCUUCCCGGAAGAAUACGUGUACCCGACGUUCGACGAGCUGGGUGCCCAGAUGCUGUUCGUGAUGUCACACUUUAACCUGAAGUCCAUCAUCGGGCUGGGCGUCGGUGCUGGGGCCAACAUCUUGGCCCGGUUCGCCCUGGCCAACCCGGAUAAGGUUGGCGCCCUCUGCCUAAUCAACUGCAGCUCGACCCAGGCCGGCUGGAUCGAGUGGGGCUACCAGCUGCUGAACACGCGCAAUCUCCGCUCCAAGGGCAUGACCCAGGGAGUGCUGGACUAUCUGAUGUGGCACCACUUUGGCCGGAAUCCGGAGGAGCGCAACUUGGAUCUGGUCCAGCUCUACAAAUCCAACUUUGAGCGCUCGAUAAACCCCGUCAACCUGGCCAUGCUGAUCGAUUCGUACAUCAAGCGUACCGACCUGAACAUUGCCCGGACGCCGUCCGGCUCACCCCAAACGACUGCAUCCCUGAAAAUGCCAGUGCUGAACAUUACCGGAGCACUUUCGCCACACAUCGACGACACGGUCACCUUCAACGGCAGGCUCGUCCCGGAGAAGACUAAUUGGAUGAAGAUCUCCGACUGCGGUCUCGUACUCGAGGAGCAACCGGGCAAGCUGGCCGAGGCGUUCCGAUUGUUCCUGCAGGGUGAAGGCUAUGCACCAACAUUUUCACCGCAUGCUAAAAACCAUACUACAACAACUAACUACAACAUCAACAACGUCAACAACAACAACAACAACAACAACGUCAACAACAAUCAAGAGUUCGACAAGCUGAACGGAAACGGAGCCGGAAGUGGCGGUGGUGGUGGUGGAGGCGGAGGUUGCGUUGUCAGCGGAGCAGCAACAUCGGACAACGGAAAUCUGCCGGUGAGUGCGACGACCGGGGCCGCCAUCCGGAUAACCGAGAAUCCGCUGCCCGAGAACGUGGCGUGCUAGAAACGAUACAUAUCGGGUCCGGACGACGACGACGGGGGUCACGCCGGCCGUGUUGUUGUCCGCCGGAAGAAGAAACAAUGUAACGAGGAAGAAGACGAGGAGGUGUGGACGAACCGUCGCUAUCGGGUAGAGAAAGUGCUGUUGAAUGCUAUAUUUUCGAUACAAAUUUAAGAGUGAAGAGAAAGGAAAUUCUAGAAGAGAUCAUGCUAACUGAAAAAAUAAAGUUCAAGGCAAGCUACGAACAUUCAACCAGCCUAAUCGAAUUCAUCGUGAGCGCUAGUAUGAUGUUGACGCUAGUCGACGCUAGAGCGCGCGUCGUCGUGCACAGGAAAAUUGAGCUACUUGUAGUCGAAUGGUGGAGCCACGUGGUUGUGGUGGCUCGUAGCAUGCUUUGAACUGUGUUUCAUCAAAUCGCAGCAAUAAAAAGGAACUGGAAGCUGCUUAUUUUUCCCCUAUUUGACUGUAGAAUGACGGUAAAGUGACUGGCAAAGAAUUGGAAACAGUUGUUUGAUUACGUUUGUUUCAAAACAAUUAACACAACUGUAUGAUUUUUGGAGUCUAUUAACUUUUAAUUUAAUAAACACUUUCAUUUCAGAAUGUACUCCAAUAUUUAUUUAAACAAAAUACUGUAAAUCCAUGUGGAAAUAAUUGAACAGUUCUUGUGUUAAUAUUUUCUUUAACGGUACACAUCAACCAGAGCUUUUGCACCCAAAUUUUUGUUACAGACAUUUUAGUAUCUUCAAAACUACGGGAACUAUCGUUAUAAUGUUUUUUCGUCCCCCAAAUUACUGUCUUCAAAGUUAUUUACAACAAAGUUUGACUUUUUUUACAAUCAAAUUCUUGCAAGAUUAGGUCCGUAAGAUUGACAAAUUUGGAAUAAAAAGACAUCAACUUCCUUGGUUGUUGUGCACCCUUAAGCAACAGCUUUGGAAAUUUUGACGUUUUCAUUUACAAUUAUUGAUUGAUGAAAAAUCUUGGAGAUGCAAUAAUACAGAAAAUUUAAUUUAAUCAAAUCAGAUUUGACAAUUUUUACUAAGACUUUUUGAAAUAGUUGUUUAUGAAACAUUCAACAGUAAAAUAGGAAAAAAUACCCUAUUUUGGACCCAAGCAGCAGAACUCUAGAUUAAUUUUUCAAAUGGUCCUAUCUGCAUAGGAAACCCAUGACGGAUAGAUUGCUUUGAAAAUUUAAUCUAGAAUUACUGUGAUUUCAUCAUUUUCUGAAAUUUUUUAGUGAUUGUUCGUACACGCAAAAUGCGACACUCGUUACGGUAUGAAGAAAGCCAAAUAUUGUAAAUCUAAAACACUCAUGGAAGAUUUAUACGUGAUGAAUUUAUAUAGAAAACACAUUUUUUCUGAAAAUCGACAUUUUCACCGAUACAAGAUUUUGGGUGAAAAGCAAGUUCUUACGUUCAAAUCUCCCAUGGAUAUUUUCGAUUUAUUAUAUUUUGCUUCUGUCAUACCGUGCCGUUAGACGGUGCGUCAAAUGACAUAUCUGGAGUUUCAAUAAACCAAAUUUUUCUUUUUUUGCUAUUUGGGUGUUUUUAAUACACCCUGAUCAAGGCGGUUUCAAAAACACUCAAAAAAUAAAAAAGUGGAAAUUUGGAUUAUUGGACCUUCUUUAAAAAACACCAGAUGUAUAGAUUACUCUUUCGGAACAACCAAUGCGCCAUGUGUACAUUGGACCUUUUGAAAGAAUGAGCUAAAUACAGUAGUUGUUCGGUAGCUUGGCGUUGUUUAACCGGGCUGCUUUUUAACUGAGCGCUCGAUAACAAUAGCAGACAAAAGUAAAAACACUAAACAAACCGAAUUGGCAUUCAUAAGCUAAACCACAUGCGACACCUAGUGUUGAGUAGCAGAACAGAGCGAAGAAUGUCGAUUGAAAUUUCCGCCCUUUGAGGUUAUGUAUGCGAAUUCUGAUUUGUUAAAUUCCAGCGUUCAAAACAACUUUUGAGCAAAAAUUCGAACUGGUACUUUGUUAACUUUUGAUGCUCUAUCAUUUUAAACAAUAUUAUUUUUUCAAAAAAAAAAUAUUUUUUUCAAUUUUUUUUAUUGCGUUAAUUUAUAGAGGGCAAAAAGUUUACACUCGUACUACUUGAAUUUUUUCUCAAAAGUUGUUCUAAGAGCUGUAAAUUCAAUUUUUAGUUUGCAUUCCUAUGUAACCGAACAGCGAAAAUUUGAAUCGUCAUUCUUCGAUGCAUUGCGCCAUCUGUCGGAAUUUUUGAGCUUUUAAUCGCGAAUUGACCGAGGGGUUAAUGGAUGUCAAAAGCUUGUUCAAUAAUAAAAAAACACUUUUUUCAGACUUUUAUUUAUUUUCAAGUCACAAUGAAAGAAAUAUUAAAAGCAAGCAUUGUAAAUAAAUUUGAGUAACUUUUAUUUUUAUAUUUUAUCAGGAAAAUAUUAUGCACCGGUGGUCUGCUCGUUAUUUUUCGUUCAGCCCAGUUAGCGAGCAGCAUUCGAUUACUGAAGCUACGUUCUCAGCCCAGUUACUGAACAAGUACUGUAGACAGCUUUCAAGCCAGAAAUUUACCAACACAUUCAAGGUAUGUUUACAUGGCAACUUAGUGUUUGUUUGCAUCAGAUUUCCUAUCUCUUUCUAACUGUUUUUUUUUUUGACUGACUGCUCGAUAUGGCAGCGAAUAUAUUUCGCCGGGCUUUGACAGCUCGAGUUCAAUCAUUGUUUGCAUCAGGGCACUGUGACGAGAAGUUCGUCAUUUUUGUGAUAAAUUAUGUAUUUUAACUGGGCUGGGUACUGAAAUGUCAUUAUUAGAGUUUAAGACAUUUUUUGAAAUAUUAAUUUGACCCAAUUCAACAGACAUCGCAGAAUUUUUGAAAAUAUUACCAUUUUAAAAUUAGUGGUAGAAUCAAUUAUCUCACACGGUGUUAGAUUUUGGGUUCUAAAUUGAGUAAUCGAUACUCCACAAUAGGUCCAACUUUUUCACCUAUUUAUCACUGUCAUGAGCAUAAAAUAAGCUACAAAAUCAGCCGCAAAUGGCAUGUUUUGGUUUAACUGUUCUUGAGAACAAGCAAAAAUAAGGUGGAUCUUUGCAUAGUUGGUCCAAAAAAAGGGACAUCUACCCUAACUAUCAAAAGGAUGUUGGAGCAUUCAAAACUGACAAUUGCGCUUGUUUAUUUGUUGGGAAACAGAAGUUACAGAAAUUACGAUAUAAGGCCAUCAACAAUAACAAAAAUCUUUGCACAUCUGCACAUUGUCGUAUCAAUGUUUGACCUUGAAUAAACUAAAAAUAGAACACGCAAUGUAAAAAAUAACAAACAAGUUUUGUUUGGUUGACCAUUCUGUGCAUUGUCCCGAAGUUUGGUUAAAUUUGGUUGUCGAAGUCCCGAGUCAGAGUUAGUGUCAAACGAAUUCUGACCUGAAAUCCCUUUGACCAGUUGUCGCACUUACAUCAACUUUUAGGGUGUGUCAAGAUAGCAAUACAAAAUUUAAACUUCUUUCAUACGAAGAGUGAAAACAAUGCACGGAGAUUUUUCGGUUUUUUUUAUUGAAUAUCUCAGGAUUGAAAUCGAACUUUGGGGAUCUGUGAAGAUCAAAAGGUGAGGCACUGAGAGCUGCACAAAAUGGCGUUCUCAACUCAAUUUGGCCAGAAAUCGACGUGCGGCAAUAUACCACUGCAACGAUGACAUGCUCAAUUCGAGGAAAAGCAGAUUUUUUGGUUCUCCAGAAACAAGUGCACGCAGAAAAAUACUUCAAUUUGUCUAGUUUUAUCAAUGAAAACAAUUCUCUCGCCUGCUUUAAUUGAACUUUUAUUCACGCAUACAUUUUGUGGUAAAUUUUAAUUGUUUGACUUUUUUUUGCCAGUCACUUUCCGACUAAAGUAUUUGAGUUAAAAAAACGGCAAUAUUAAAAUGUCUUGUACCAUAAAAAUAGAAAACUCAAGGGCGUGAAAAGCCGAUUGACUCUUCUUGCAAAACCAAAAAGCACCAAAGAUUGAACGUAUGCAAACUUGUAAAGUGGCAAAGUGCAACCAAAGAAGAUUGAUGGCAGGAAAAAUAUGACUGAAGGUUUAUAUCAUUACUUUAAAACAAAAAAAAUCAAGCAAGAAUCUAAAAAGUGUGAAAAGUGGCUAGCAUGUCUGAUAUGCUGACAUAUUCCAAAGUUGAGAAAAAAAGUUUCAAGUCAAACUUGAGAUCAUCGUUUGAGCUUUCGACGCCGACGGUUACUGUUUCUGUGAGGAAAGAUGCAUAUCUUUAAAACGAAAAUAACUUAACAAACAAAGAAACUAACGGAAAAAUAAACAACAACAGUUUAACUUUAUUUAACCCAAAAAAAAGUUAGAACAAUGCCUACUCGAAGCAAAGCAAAAAAUAAAAACAGAAAGUACACCUAGACAACAGCACUUCGAUUCAAUUUAAAUGCAAAUUGCUUAAGAACGAUCGCGUGCGCGGGAAAAGAGCACUACCAACCUCCACUGACACAAACACUCACUACCACACACCAACACUAGUUAAAGGCCGACAAAAUCGUUUGCGGGAUGAGGAGACAGAUUGUUUAAACAGUUCAAUUAAAUCAACUACCUUUAAUCAAACACACACUCUCACACCCUCUUACAACUAAUUCUCACGUAACGAUUAACUUACCAGUAACGAUUAGCACCUGUUGUUUUGAGGAGUGACACUAUGUGAUUCACGAAAAAAGAAAAAAGUUCGCGUUAGUGAAGUAAAACUGUUUCAAUUAUCGAUUGUUGCGAGCCCCCUCCCCCCCUCCCCUCUUAGUGAAACCAACUUUUGUGUAUCUGACUAAACUGCCAUAAAACAAGCAUGACGACCAGAAACCGGAAACAAUGUGUGCGUAAAUCUAAUCGAAAAUCAAUAGCAACUUGUUGUACACUCGACUAGCUUAGUUUUAAAGAAUGAAAAAAUACCAACUUUUGCCUGUGUUGUUAAGCUUGAUUAACCCUAAACUUAAGUUGUAAGAAAAACGCAAUAAAAUCUAAGUAAAGCAAGCGAGCGGCUUAAUAGGUUUCUGCAAACAAACACGAAAACAAACUAAAAACACGAGUAAUUUGCAUUCAAAUCAAAUUGUAAAGUGUGUGAACAGUAUGGAAGGGAAUCGAUCGGCAGGAUUCAGCGAAAACACGACAAACAAAGAACGAAAAAAAAAAACUGACAGAUAAGAUCUGGAACAGUGGAACCACAAAAAAGUUGUUGACUAGUUAGUGUUGGGUAAGUUAAAUAUAUAUUAAAAUUGACUAGAGAUGA
Messenger RNA from Culex pipiens pallens (northern house mosquito), 7548 nucleotides. It is a transcript of the gene MESK2, whose product is annotated as protein NDRG3. The coding region runs from base 784 to 2331 and encodes 515 amino acids. NCBI's taxonomy places the organism in Eukaryota, Metazoa, Arthropoda, Insecta, Diptera, Culicidae. Gene Ontology annotation, biological process: signal transduction. Gene Ontology annotation, cellular component: cytoplasm. The record is from RefSeq and is a predicted model, not a curated record. The transcript has 12 exons.